AUGGGUAGGACAAAUUGCAGAGGAGAACGGUACCAGCUGUCGUCAUCACUGACCCGUGUUGCCCUUAUCGCUACUGUCGCUGAUUCCAGUACCAGGGCUUCGUCUUCAUUGUCGUGUUUUUUUCUCCUCUUCUAG
Molecule: messenger RNA, 135 nt
Organism: Hydatigera taeniaeformis
Lineage: Eukaryota; Metazoa; Platyhelminthes; Cestoda; Cyclophyllidea; Taeniidae
Source: the annotation of a GenBank genome assembly